CCAUUACAAGUGUUGUCACCAAACCAAGAGAUAUGAACUUUUUGCAAGACCAAGUACUUCUGUUUGCUGUCGUCGUGGCAUCAGCCAUUGUUUACAACUUGGCCCAAGACCCUGUCAACCUGGCCCUGAAUAAGAUAGCGACAGCAAGCAGCGUCGAUACGUCGCCUCAGCUGGCAGUUGACGGAAACAUGUCUCCGAGGUUUCGCGACGGCAGCUGCUUCAACUCCCCGUUUGACACCGCUUUUACAGUGGCUCAGCGUAGACUUAGACGACGUCUACGUCAUCACAAGCGUCAACGUCACCAACAGGGCUGACUGCUGUGCUGACAGAAUGCAUGAUGUGUACGUGGAGGUAUUUUCGGACAACAACGACUCCCCGGGUUUCUGCAGUUCCCAUGAUGGCGUGGUGGGUGCAGGAGAAACCAUUCGUCUCACAUGUGAUCCACCCCAGUUCGGGCGCCACGUCAGACUUAGCCGGCCUACCACAAGCAGUGAGCGUUUUGCCGUCUGUGAGAUGCAGGUCUUUGGAUACAGAUCGCCACAACAGUGUUCAAGAUAUGUGAGGAAAGUUGGAGUGCGCCUAAAUCCGGUCAACUUCACCAGUUUCCAGGGGGAGACAACUCUACCGGCGUGUGGCAACGCCUGUCAUGGUUCUGCAGGAUGCAUAGGAUUUAACUAUAACGAGGGUGAGCCGUGCAUGCUUGUGCACCGUCAUGCAGGCUUCACUGAAGACAGCGAGUGGAGCGUAUUUUUGCUUCAGCAGUGUUGACAAUAGACUUUUGCCCAAUCGUGUGUACCACCAAGUGAUAUGACUAUAAAAUUGUUAAAAGCGGCGUAAUACCAUACGCAUUUAUUCACACAAAGUGUGCACCCGUUUUAGACAUUCUGGUGCUGUUAUCAUGACUGAUGAUGUUUACCCUUUUGCAGUUUCAGAUACACACACACACGACUGGUACAAUACAGUGUCCUUUUUGGUCCGCUUAUUGUAACUUCUGUU
Molecule: messenger RNA, 996 nt
Organism: Haliotis rubra (blacklip abalone)
Lineage: Eukaryota; Metazoa; Mollusca; Gastropoda; Lepetellida; Haliotidae
Exons: 4
Coding region: 331-768 (145 amino acids)
Source: RefSeq, a predicted model, not a curated record